Stegodyphus dumicola is the source of this 1990-nucleotide messenger RNA. Its product is annotated as glutamate receptor ionotropic, NMDA 2C-like. NCBI's taxonomy places the organism in Eukaryota, Metazoa, Arthropoda, Arachnida, Araneae, Eresidae. Gene Ontology annotation, biological process: monoatomic ion transport. The record is from RefSeq and is a predicted model, not a curated record. Gene Ontology annotation, cellular component: membrane. Gene Ontology annotation, molecular function: ligand-gated monoatomic ion channel activity; signaling receptor activity.
CUACCGCAGUCACAGGUUCUCCAGCUGGCGCCGUCCGUGGAACAUCAGUCAUCAGCCAUGCUUAGCAUCCUCAGGAGGUAUUCCUGGCACAAAUUUGCCAUCGUCACCAGCCAGAUAGGAGGCCAUGAUGAUUUUGUACGUGCCGUUCGAGACCAAGUGCUGGCCAUCACAGAUUUUAAGUUCACCAUUAUGGAUAUUUAUACCUUGAAGGCUCGUUACGCAGAUGAAGCUCGUGCUGAAAUGGAAGAACUGGCCACUAGCGAAGCUAGGGUCUUUCUGUUAUACUGCAACCGCCAAGAAGCUAUGUACAUCAUGCGAGCUGCUAACGAACUGGAUUUGACUGGAAAAAAUUAUGUUUGGAUCGUUACACAGUCAGUCGUCGGAGCUGCCUUUGGCAACACACCUCCCCCGUCCGAUUUUCCGCCCGGACUCCUAGGUAUCCAUUUCAACACAACAAAAACUCGACUCAUGGAAGAAAUAGAAAGAUCGGUAAAGAUAUUUAUUCGUGGUUUGGAACUUUUCCUGAAUGAUCCUCAGAACGAUAACAUUACCCUCGCUCCUCAACUGAACUGCAGCAGCAACAGUGAGAUCAAAUGGAAUAGAGGAGAACAUUUUUUCAAGUAUUUGCGAAUGGUAAGCAUUAAGGAGAAAGGCGGGAGGGCUGAUCUGGAAUUUAAUCCCGAUGGAACGCUAAAAUUUGUGGAACUUGAAGUUAUGAACCUCAACAAUAUGGGAUUCUGGGAAAAGAUUGGUGUGUGGACUGAAGAUGGAUUGGAUAUAAAGGAUAUCGUCUGGCCAGGAGAUUCUCCAGUACCCCCUCCUGGAGUCCCUGAGAAGUUUAACAUGAAGAUCACAUUUAUGGAAGAACCUCCUUACGUUAAUCUUGUGCCACCUGAUAACGAGACUGGGGAGUGCGAGACCAGCAGAGCCGUCCGUUGUAGAGUAGCUCCCAGGUCUGCCAUUGAAGGGGCUAAUUUAUCCAUUGCCAUGCGUAAUUCGAAUUAUUAUAUGUGCUGCUCCGGUUUUUGCAUCGAUCUGCUCCAGAAGUUCGCCAACGAUUUGAGAUUUAGCUACGACCUCUAUAGAGUUGAAGACGGCGUUUGGGGUGUUUUUGAAAAUAAUACGUGGAACGGACUUGUCAAAGAAAUCCUGGACGGCAACGCCGACAUGGUGGUCACCUCCAUUAAAAUCAAUUCCGAGAGGCAAAAGGCGGUCGAUUUCACAGUGCCCUUCAUGGAGACAGGAAUCGCCAUCGUUGUCGCCAAGAAGACGGGAAUUAUUUCCCCCAAAGCCUUUUUAGAACCAUUUGAUACGACGUCUUGGUUGAUGAUUCUGCUAAUCAGCAUCCAAGUGGCAGCCUUAGCAAUUUUCUUCUUUGAGUGGCUAAGCCCUUCUGGCUAUGACAUGAAAAUGUUACCCCCCAGAGAGCACCGUUUCUCGCUGUUCCGCACGUACUGGCUUGUAUGGGCCAUCCUCUUCGGGGCAGCGGUAAACGUGGACUGCCCGAGGGGUUAUACAGCCCGCUUCAUGUCCAACGUGUGGGCCAUGUUCGCCGUCGUCUUCCUUGCCAUCUACACCGCCAAUCUGGCAGCCUUCAUGAUCACAAGGGAGGAGUUCUACGACCUCAGAGGUAUCGAAGACGAGCGGCUUUACAAUCCUCGGAAGACGACACCACCUUUCCGAUAUGGAACAAUACCGCACGGGAACACAGAAGCUGUGCUACGUGUCAACAAGCCCGAGCUUUACCGGUAUAUGAAGGCAUUCAAGAAGAAAACCGUCCUAGAAGGUAUCAAAGCAGUGAAAAAAGCGGAGUUGGAUGCUUUUGUUUACGAUGCAACUGUUCUUGAAUACCUAGUAGGCCAGGACAACGAAUGUCGUUUGCUAACCGUCGGAUCGUGGUACGCUAUGACCGGAUAUGGAUUUGCUCUGCCAAAGAAAUCCAAGUACCUCAAUAUGUUCAACAGGAAAAUGAUCGAAUACAGAGAAAACG